Molecule: messenger RNA, 2482 nt
Organism: Crotalus tigris (Tiger rattlesnake)
Lineage: Eukaryota; Metazoa; Chordata; Lepidosauria; Squamata; Viperidae
Gene: XPNPEP3
Product: X-prolyl aminopeptidase 3
Exons: 11
Coding region: 715-1995 (426 amino acids)
Cellular component (GO): mitochondrion
Molecular function (GO): manganese ion binding; metalloaminopeptidase activity
Source: RefSeq, a predicted model, not a curated record
GAUAAAAAAAUAUUCUGAAGACCACGGUAGUAUUAUGGAAAUCUCUUAUAAAAGAAACGUUUCUUCUGUUUAAAACAGAAGUUCAAGAAACUGGUCAAUUUAGGUUUAGAAAUUGCUAACAAAAUAUUACCAGAAACAUAAGCUGAGGUUUUAAAUCUCAGAGGAGGAAAAAAGAUGGUUGCACAUUUUCCACUGGAAAUCAGUGGGAUUGGUUCAGCUGAAAUAUACCUUCAUGUUCCUUGUGAAAUGUGUUAUAAAAUAAGAUAAAACAAUCCCUAAGUUUAGUAUUUAUUUUUCCAAGGUUUAAUCCUGGAGUUGGAUUUUUUUGUUUUUGGAAUUGUAGAUAUAGCCUGAGCCUAUGCAUGCUUAUAGUGGAGAAAAACUCAAGGCCUAAUUAACAUGUUGCAAGUUUUGUUUCUUUCGGAAAUUAUCCAUUCAACCAGUUCAACAAAAGAAGAUUCCAAAUCGAUAUCUAGGUCAGCCUAGCCCUUUCACACAUCCACAUCUUCUUAAGCCAGAAAAUUUCAGUAGCUGGUAUCUGAAUAGAUAAUGUGCCCAGCAUUUGUCUUUCUGCACAGUGGAAAAUGCCUUAUUUUCAUCUUGGCUAGUGAUGCUGCUACCCAGCAACUAGCUUAGGUCAGCAAAUUGCUUAUUGCAAGAGAGGUAACACCAGGAUUAUCACAAGUGGAAUAUGCUCUCCGUAGACACAAGUUGAUGGCUCAGAUACAACAAGAGAUGCAAGGGACAGAUCACACAGUAAUUCUGCUUUCAAAUCCGACCUACUACAUGAGCAAUGAUAUUCCAUACACCUUUCACCAGGACACUAAUUUCCUAUAUCUAUGUGGCUUCCAAGAACCUGAUAGUAUCUUAGUGUUGCAAAGUGUGCCUGGUAGACCUUUGCCGUAUCACAAAGCUUUACUAUUUGUUCCAAAAAGAGAUCCAAGCCGAGAGUUGUGGGAUGGGCCACGAUCUGGCACUGAUGGAGCAGUGGCCCUCACUGGUGUAGAUGAAGCAUAUACCAUGGAAGAGUUUAGACAUCUGGUAUCUAAAUUAAAAGAUGAUUCUAGCACAGUUUGGUAUGAUUUUGCUAAACCUGUGCAUCCACAGCUCCAUUCUGAUUAUCUGCUGCAUCUGGCUGAGGUCAAAACUAAAUGCAACAACCAUGUACGAGCUGUCCGGCAUCUAGUGCAAAACUUACGGCUGAUCAAAUCUGCCACAGAGAUUGAGAGGAUGAAAUUUGCUGGCAAAAUCACUUCACAGGCAUUCAUAGAGACUAUGCUUACAAGUAAAGCUCCGGUGGACGAAGCAUUUCUAUAUGCUAAGUUUGAAUUUGAGUGCCGGGCUCGUGGUGCUGACAUUUUAGCUUACCCCCCUGUGGUUGCUGGUGGCAACAGGUCCAAUACCUUGCAUUAUGUGAAAAACAAUCAACUUAUCAAGGAUGGAGAAAUGGUUUUAUUGGAUGGAGGAUGUGAAUACUCUUGUUAUGUGAGUGACAUUACCCGCACUUGGCCCAUCAAUGGCAGGUUUACUAGUCCCCAGGCAGAGCUGUACCAGGCUAUAUUGGAGGUCCAGAAGUCAUGCCUAAGACUUUGUUCUUCAGGUGUGAGCCUAGAAAACAUCUACAAUUUAAUGCUAACUCUCAUUGGACAGAAGCUGAAAGAGUUGGGAAUCCUAAAGGAUAGCACUAGCGAGGGUCAGGUCUUCAAGGCUGUUCGGAAAUACUGUCCACAUCAUGUAGGGCAUUAUCUGGGAAUGGAUGUUCAUGAUACACCUGAUGUAUCCCGAUCAACUCUCCUCCAGCCAAGCAUGGUGAUCACCAUUGAGCCAGGCAUUUACAUACCUGAAGAUGAUACAAGUGCCCCUGAACGAUUCCGUGGCAUAGGAAUACGCAUUGAAGAUGAUGUGGUGGUGACAGAGAAUGUGCCAUUAAUCUUGUCUGCAGAUUGCCCAAAGGAGAUCUAUGAUAUUGAACAGGUUUGCAGCUGUAGCCUUUGAUUGUUCUUCGCUGCCUUUUAUACCUUGUUCGGGUUUAGAUUGGAAAAUACACACUCAUAUAUAACACAUUUUUCAUAACUCAUUUAUAGGAUUGCUUAACUAAGACAGAAUCACUACUAGAAAAAUAUUGCUUGCAAGAAACUGUGUGUACAUAUUUUGCAGGACACAAUUACACUAUUUAAAUGGGAAAAUGUACAUUACUGUUCAACUUUUUUUAAAGUUAUGCUAAUACUAAAACAAAGCUGAUGAAACAGAAUUAUGAAUCCCAGCAUUUGGUCUAUUUCUUUCUGUGCUUAUACUGUGAUAAUGUUAUUUACAGAAAUGUUCUGAAUACCAGCUGUACUGACAUUUCUCAGACAGUGUAUAUGUGUGUUCAUAAUGAUUAAAUUUCAGUUUUAGUCUUGUAAUUGUAAGAGCUGGAAAGGAAAAGAAGUAUUUUUCUGUAUACAAUAAUUUCCAGUGUACAAAAGAAAAGCAAAAAAAAAAA